Messenger RNA from Plasmodium knowlesi strain H, 1869 nucleotides. RefSeq names its product conserved protein, unknown function. Gene Ontology annotation, biological process: ribosomal small subunit export from nucleus; ribosomal small subunit biogenesis. Bases 1 to 1869 code for a protein of 622 amino acids. The record is from RefSeq and is a predicted model, not a curated record. NCBI's taxonomy places the organism in Eukaryota, Apicomplexa, Aconoidasida, Haemosporida, Plasmodiidae. Gene Ontology annotation, cellular component: nucleus; cytosol; preribosome, small subunit precursor. The transcript has 3 exons.
AUGAAAGGGCGAAGUAAUGGAGGAGGGGGACGCAGUGGUGGUGGUUGCCGAAUCAAAAAGGUGACCUUCCGAGAGCCCCCAGUAGUCUGUGAAUUUAGCGAAAACGAAAAGCAUGAGUUUGAUGAACCAUCUUGUGGAGAAGAUGAAGUUAAUGAAUUCUUUUUGGACGACAACGACUUGUCAUCGCUGAUGGAAAAUUUCGACCCGACAGAUUUUGGCAUUAAAGAAAAGCUAACUGAAAGUGAAAAGAAAAUACUCAUCAGGGAAAUUUACGGAAGACGAGGUACUAACGGUGAGUCCUCUACGUCUGUAUCAAGCAAGAAGAAGAACAAGAAGAGUAUUACCCUUAGGGAGGAUGAUCCAUUGGAGGAACACUCAGGGAGGACAGCAGAAGUAACAAUGAACUCUGCUAAUAAGCAGAAUGGAGGAUGUCAACGGUUGGAACAUGCCAUAGACAACAUAAGCGAGACGAACAACAAGACGAUGGAGAAGACGAUGACGAAACAGAUGAAGAAGAAGAAAAAAAAAAUCAAAGGACGACGGAAGGAGGAGGACCCCAUGGCCUACCUCGACGGAGAUUGUUACUUCCCAGAUGACGGGUAUGACUAUGAACAACACCUAAAAACUAUAAGUCCCAAUUUUGUAAGUGCAAAGUCCAAAGCAGAGAAUAACUUUUUUGAGGUUAAGCCAACAGAUGAAGAGGAAACAGAACUAUUUAAAACGUUCGAAGCGGAUAAUUACGAAGAAUUGAAUGAUAAUUUUGUGUACGAAGCCCAGGAUGUCAGUGCUGAGGAUAAGUUGGACGUGCCAAAGGAUCUCAUUUGGGGCACCCCCGAUUGGACAUUCCCCAUCGGCGAUACCAGCGCCAUGUAUUUUACGAACGACCCGACACAACUAAACCAGUUGGGUGAAAGCGACGAUGGCCUGACGACCGACGGGGGGAUCAGCAAUGCGGAGGGGGAAGCAGCCCGCAUGUCAGGGAAUCAUCAACUGCAUAGUGGUAGCAGCGAUAGCAGUAGCGGCGGCGAUGAAGGUGAAAGAGGUAACCCCGAAGAGAACGGAUACGUCAUCUUUGAUGAAGGUACACACACAAAAAUGUUUACAUGUGAGAAGAAAAAAGAAAAAGAUACAAACACAGAGAAAGGCGACCCGAACGCACUAAAGCUGAGCGAUCUGGUUAAGCUGGAAAUGGAAAAAGUCGACAGCAAGAAUUUGAAUGAAAUAAAAAAUAUUCUUGUAAAAAAAAAAAAAAAAAAAAAAAAAAAUCGGUCAACAAAUAAUACAGAUAACACACUUGUCCACGUAAAUGUAGAGGACAAGAUAAAAAUUUUGCAAAUUUUAAAUUCACAAACAGAGGAAGAAAGUCAUCACCGUAGUAAGGGUGAUGGUGACGAGAACUCCCGUUCGGACGCAUCCGGGGAGAUCUUUUUCUCAUCCUCUGAUGCGUCUUCUUCAUCAUUGUCAUACGAUUGCGAGACAAUCCUCACGACCAAAACGAACACAACAAAUCAUCCCUGCAAGUUAGUUAUCCCCAAGAAGGUCCCUACCCCCGCCUCCGCCAACACGCUGAUUAACCCUCUCCCUCACGGCAACGCCAACCCGAGAAGGAGGGACAAGGAGAAGGAGAAAGUCGGCGAAGAGGCCAAACUGGAGAGCUACCUAGUCCUGGAAAAUAUAAACACCACGCGCGGCAAAAACGAAACCCCGGAAGAAAAGAGGGAGCGUAAAAAGUCUGUCAAGGAGGCGCAACGACUGAACCGGAAAUUGAAAAAGGAAAACGCGCUGCUGAUGAAGAGCGAGAAAAAAUUAAUGAACAAGAAGAGCAACCCUUUCGAUAUCAGAGACAACGUCAAAUACAUUAAACUGUGA